Messenger RNA from Carica papaya (papaya), 850 nucleotides. RefSeq names its product Chaperone DnaJ-domain superfamily protein (gene J8). Lineage: Eukaryota; Viridiplantae; Streptophyta; Magnoliopsida; Brassicales; Caricaceae. The record is from RefSeq and is a predicted model, not a curated record.
CCUUUCACCAACUUUCUCCGGUUUUACAUUCUGCCCCCUGUUUUCCUUCUUUUAUAAUCGAUAUAUACACGUUUACAUACACAUACACAACCUCUGCUCUUGCUUUGUUUCGAUAAUGGCGACGGCCGCUGGAUUGAUCGGAGGAAAUGCAUCUUCUUCUUCUUCUUCUUCUUCUUGGAUCCACUUCAAGGUCAAAAAGAAUAAGAACAACAAGCCAAAUAGGGUAACUAUCUCUUGUUCGUCUUCUUCUCUCAUCGAUCCUUACAAGACUCUCAGGAUCCGACCCGGUGCUUCUGAAUACGAGGUCAAGAAAGCUUUUAGGCAACUUGCCUUGCAGUAUCAUCCUGAUGUGUGCAGAGGAAGCAAUUGCGGGGUUCAGUUUCAGACGAUUAAUGAAGCGUAUGAUAUUGUGAUGAGCAGCUUGAGAGGUGAAACAGAUGAAACAGAGAUGAUGUAUGAUGAUGGAGAUGAGUCCAUGAGAGGAAUGAAUGAUCCAGAUUGGGAAUUGUGGGAAGAGUGGAUGGGAUGGGAAGGAGCUGGAAUCAGAGACUACACAUCCCACAUUAAUCCAUACAUAUGAUUCUCCUUUUUUUUUAACUAUGAUUCUUUACCUUUUUAAAAAAAAAAGUGAUUUGGAUAAGGAGAUGAUGAGAGGACACAUCUGCAACAAUCAUUCAUCUUUGUAAAUAUGAUGAUGAUGAAAGGCUGGGAUGUCCAUGGAAAUCUUCUAAUCAUCUUCUCUCCCUCCUGUCUAAUUUGUAAUUCUGUAUAUAUAUGAUUUUAAGUUAAAUGAUAAUAUGGUGUAUCUCAACUCAAGAUUAAAUCAAUUAUGUUAUGUGCUUAUCAGAAA